AUGGCUGAGAAAUUACUUAAGAAUCAAGCUGAUCUACUAGGAAGGUUGGAGAAAGCUCAAACAAACUAUAAGAAGACUCCGAAAAUUAGAAUAACUAAAGGUUAUGUGGAAACAAGGAUCGAUACUUUAGAAAAGUUACAUGCAGAAUUCAACAGUAAUCACAAAGAACUUAUUCAGAUAAUUAAACCUGAACAAGAGCAAGUCUUACCUUACUUUACUAAUGAUAAAUAUGAUGAGUUUGAAGAGACAUAUAUUGCCUACAUGUCAGAUCUCAAAGAGGUACAGGGCAGGUUCACUGAAAAGCACAAACCUGAAUCGAAUACUCCGCCGUGUAAUGAAGUUAAGCUUCCAAGAAUACAAUUACCAACGUUCAGUGGUAAAUACGGGGAGUGGCAGACAUUCUACGAUAUGUUCGUGUCGCUAAUACAUAACAAUGAGAAAUUAUCAGCUGUUCAAAAAUUGCACUAUUUGAAAAGCAGUGUACAAGGAGAACCAGAGAGCAUGCUGCGUAAUUUCGCUACCACAGACCAAAAUUAUGAUGAGGCUUGGAAACAACUAACUAAACGUUACAACAACAAACGGUACAACUCAAACGCAAUUCUGAAGAUACUUUUCUCACAAAAACAAAUCAAUACAGAUUCCUCGCAUGGUAUCAAACAAUUACUUGAUACAACGUCUUCUUGUUUGAAAGCUUUGAACAAUAUUGGAAUUAGAACUGAAACAUGGGAUGUUAUAAUAGUUCAUCUUGUGGUUUCCAAACUAGAUGUGGAAUCUCAUAAACAAUGGGAACAGCAGAUAAGUCUUAUGGCUGAAGAUAUGCCUUCGUGGGCGCAACUUGUUGAAUUUCUGGAAGCUAGAUUCCGAAGCAUGGAGAUGAUAGAUUCUAGUAAGCACACUAAGCCGUUGACACAAGUGAAGAAACCAUUGACUAAGACUAAAUCAUUCCAUUCAGCAGUACAACAACAGGAUAACAAGAAGAAUGAUACAAUAUGUGUUCUCUGUGGCGAGAAUCACCAUUUGAAUUUGUGUAAGCAGUUUGAGAAGAAAUCUGUACAGGAAAGAAGAGAUUUUAUACAAUCAAAAGGGCUAUGCUUUAAUUGCUUGCAACCAACGCAUGUUGUUAUGAAAUGCCGAUUACCAACUAGUUGCAAGAAGUACGGACGAAGACAUCACACUAUGUUACACUUUGAUAAGGAAGAGUUCACGGAACAGACGAUUGGCAAUCAAGGAGAGAAAAAUCAAAACAAAGUUGACGGAACAAAGCAUUAUGGGUCAUCCACAGCUAACCCACUAAAUAUAGUGGCGAACUUCUCAAAGCAAGAUUUAAGCUAUCAUGUGCUGUUGGCAACAGCUAUCAUCAAGGCUCGUUCAAGGAACGGGAAGACAUAUCCGAUUCGUGCUUUGUUAGAUCAAGGUUCUCAAGCUUCUUUUGUAACGGAAGCAACGGCUCAGUUACUUGGUCUCAAACGCUUUUCUGUUAAUGGCGUGGUUUCAGGUUUGGGAGGUGGUCAAACGCGUGUUAAAUACAUGGUAACUUUAGGUCUUAAGUCGCGUCACAACCCCGAAAUUACCUUUCACGUAAAUGCUUAUGUUCUAGGUUUGCUUACCUCACUGCUUCCAGGUGACAAGCUGGAAACACCUGACUGGCUAGAACUCCAGAAAUUGAAUUUAGCUGAUCCAAAUUUUGCUUCACCAGGUAAAAUUGAUGUUUUAUUAGGAGCUGAAGUGUACUACGAAGUUUUAUUAGACGGCAUUAUGAAACAACCUCAAGGAAAACUCUUAGCGCAAAAUACGGUCUUUGGGUGGAUUUUAUAUGGUAAAUUGUCGGAUUCAUCUUCAGCUAAUGACAAUGUUACGAGUUUACAUUUGCGUUUCGCUCCAGAGGAUGACUGUCUCAAACGUUUUUGGGAAAUUGAGGCUGAACCUGAUCAGAUUCAGAAGAGACUGACUAAAGAGGAGCAAUUAUGUGAAAAUAUCUAUCAAGCUACAACUGUUAGAAAUAAAGAAGGAAGGUUCGUUGUCAAGCUACUAUUUAAAAAUGAGGAUCCUGCAUGUCAAUAUGGACAUUCGAAGGAUAUAGCAACGAAAAAACUUAUAGCUUUAGAAAGGAGGUUAACGAAAGACCCUAAAUUAUAUGAAGAAUAUCGAAAAGUUUUAGAUGAAUAUUUGACUCUUAAGCACAUGACUCUUGUUGAUGAAGCGGACAUUGACAAUCCCAAAGCGGUCUAUCUACCUCACCAUGCUGUCGUAAGAGACGACAAGGAUACGACUAAGGUUCGUGUGGUCUUUAAUGCAUCAAGCAAGGGCAUCAAUGACGUCUCACUUAAUGACGAUCUUCUAGUUGGACCUAAGCUCCAACAGGAUUUGAGGCAUUUAUUGAUGAGAUUUCGCACUCAUCGAAUUUGUAUUGUUGCUGACCUUGUGAAAAUGUAUAGGCAGGUGCUUAUACAUGCCGAUGAUACGAAUUUUCAAAGGAUACUUUGGAGAGCCCAUCCAGAUUUGCCUAUUCAACACUAUAAGUUGUUGACAUUAACUUUUGGUACGGCAUGUGCUCCGUAUCUGGCAGUGAAGACGUUACAAAGGCUGGCUGACGAUGAAGCUCACAGUUUUCCAAAGGCAUCAGAAAUAACUAAAAGAGACUAUUACAUUGAUGAUUUAAUGACCGGAUGUGAUACAGAAGAAGAAGCUAGAAGCGUAUAUGAUGAAAUGAAUAAACUAAUGACAUCUGGAGGAUUUCAACUACAAAAAUGGAGCAGUAACAGUAGUGAGUUAUUAAAAUAUAUUGGAGAGAACAAACACAGUAAAGAAAAGUCAGUGCCAAUCAAAGCUGAUAAUAUGAUGAAGAUUCUAGGUCUACAGUGGGAUCGAGCUACAGAUAAUUUUGAAUACACGGUCGCUUUACCUGAGGUGAAAUAUCCCAUUACAAAAAGGCAAGUCCUGUCCGACAUUGCUCGAUUAUAUGAUCCAAUGGGCUGGAUUGCGCCGGUUGUAGUUUCAGCAAAGAUUAUUAUCCAGAAAAUAUGGCAAGAGCAUUUAGACUGGGACGAUCAUAUCACCGGUGAGUUGCAAGAGCAAUGGAUCAAGUUCAGGAAUGAUUUGGUUGAAAUCAAGAAAAUUGAGAUUCCUAGAUGGAUUAAGAGUACUAGAGGUAGCUAUUGUGAGCUACAUGCAUUUUCUGACGCGUCUCAAGCAGCUUACGCUGCAGCAGUCUAUAUUCGAGUUAUAGAACAUGAUGGAUCGGUGCACGUAAACUUGAUAUCUGCUAAAACAAAGGUUGCCCCUAUAGAUAAGGUAAUGUCAAUUCCCAGAUUGGAAUUGUGCGGCGCGACACUUGCAGCAAAAUUGCUAUCAGAGAUAUCUCAAGUAAUGAACAUACCGAAAGAAAAUCUUCAUGGGUGGACUGACUCCACAAUCGUAUUGGCAUGGCUGAAGGGUGGAGCUAGCAAAUGGACUACAUUUGUCAGCAAUCGUGUCUCAGAUAUUCUCUCGAUUAUGGACUACAGACAAUGGCAACAUGUUUCGACUGACACAAACCCUGCGGAUUGUGCGUCAAGAGGUUUACAGCCCUCAGAAAUGAAUUCCGAAUCUUUAUGGUGGCAUGGACCUGUUUGGCUAAAACAAUCUAAAAUAGAAGAGUCGAAAUGUAAUGUAGAUGAAACACAUGAAGAAGAAAGAAUAGUUUCUAUGAAGGUGACACAAUCAAAAGAAGAGAAUUUUGAAUGGACGAAAUUUUCAAACUUAACAAAAAUGCUCAAAGUAAUGUCAUUUUGUAGAAGAAUGUUGACAAAAAAGGAAGAAAGACAACAAUUACCUGUAUGGGUUAAACGAUAUGUGACAGUUAAAGAAAUGAAUCGAACGUUAGAGAUGUGUAUCAAACAAGUUCAAGGAGUUGAAUUUGGAGAAGAGAUAAAGUUGUUACUAGAAGGAAAAGAAGUCUUGAAGAAAAGCGCACUUCAUACUCUCUGCCCAGUUUUGGAUCAAAAUCGGUUGCUGAGAGUGGGAGGACGAAUCGAACAGGCUGAUACGAUUCACCUCUAG
Messenger RNA from Papilio machaon (common yellow swallowtail), 4038 nucleotides. RefSeq lists its product as uncharacterized. Lineage: Eukaryota; Metazoa; Arthropoda; Insecta; Lepidoptera; Papilionidae. The coding region runs from base 1 to 4038 and encodes 1345 amino acids. The transcript is spliced from 2 exons. The record is from RefSeq and is a predicted model, not a curated record.